Molecule: messenger RNA, 2560 nt
Organism: Ilex paraguariensis (yerba mate)
Lineage: Eukaryota; Viridiplantae; Streptophyta; Magnoliopsida; Aquifoliales; Aquifoliaceae
Source: the annotation of a GenBank genome assembly
GAUUGUUAAUGUUAGUAGCUCACAUGGUACGAAAAUGAAAUUUUGCAGGAAAGUUUUGCAAGAAAGGAGUAGAAGUACCUCAGAUUCAUUCUAUUUCCGGAUUUAUAUACUUGUGUUGGGUGUUUAUGCUGCUUUACGCCUAGUUUUUGCAAUUUUGCUGAAGUUGCCCGCAUGUCAUGCCUUGUCUGAAGUGUCUGAUCAGUCAUUUUUUCAAUUUUUCAAGUGGAUUUAUCAGGAGCGAUACUUUGUAGGCCGUGGUCUUUAUGAAAGGACCAGUGAUUAUAUAAGGUAUGUGUUCUACUGGUUGGUGAUCUUUGGGUGCAAAUUCUCAUUUGCCUACUUUCUCAUGAUUCAACCCCUGGUGGAUCCCACCAAUACUAUUGCGAACCUUCCAGCACUGCCAUACUCAUGGCAUGAUUUGUUCUCAAAGAACAAUAAUAACAUCCUGACCAUAGUUAGCCUUUGGGCUCCUGUUGUGGCUAUAUAUCUCAUGGACAUUCACAUAUUUUACACUAUCUUAUCUGCGGUUGUUGGUGGUGUAACUGGUGCAAGGGCUCGGUUAGGCGAGUGGCCACUCUUAGGUGAGGCGACCACUUUGGCGACGAACAGAAGCUCUAGGGAGGCGAUCACUCCAGCGAUGAACAGCAACUCCAGGGAGGUGACCACUCCGACGACGAAUAGCAGCUCCAGGGAGAGUUCCCAAGAUACCAACACGACACUUGCAGCCAUCUUUUCACCAUUUUGGAAUGAGAUAAUCAAAAGCUUGAGAGAGGAAGAUUACAUUAGCAAUAGGGAGAUGGACUUGCUUUCUAUGCCUAGCAAUGCUGGAAGCCUGAGAUUAGUUCAAUGGCCGUUGUUUCUUCUCAGCAGUAAGAUCUUGUUGGCUAUUGAUUUAGCUCUGGAUUGCAAAGAUACACAAUCUGAUCUUUGGAGUAGAAUAUGCAGGGAUGAGUAUAUGGCAUAUGCUGUUAAGGAGUGCUACUAUAGCGCUGAAAAAAUUUUGCUUUCCUUGGUUGAUGGAGAAGGGAGACUUUGGGUUGAAAGGAUUUUUCGUGAGAUCAACAGUAGUAUAUUGGAGAAUUCACUUGUAAUAACCUUAACUCUUAAGAAGCUGCCAGCGGUUCUUCAAAAAUUUACAGCAUUGACCGGGCUCCUGAUGCGGGAUGAUCCUGAACUUGCAAAAGGUGCUGCCAAAGCCACAUAUGAGCUGUAUGAGGUUGUUACACAUGAUCUGCUGUCAUCGGAUUUGAGAGAGCAGCUUGAUACCUGGCAUAUAUUGGCACGAGCAAGAAAUGAAGGGCGCCUAUUUUCUAGGAUCGAAUGGCCUAAAGAUCCUGAAAUUAAGGAGCAGGUGAAACGGUUGCACCUAUUUCUGACUGUGAAGGAUUCUGCAGCAAAUAUUCCAAAGAAUCUUGAAGCGAGAAGAAGAUUAGAGUUUUUCUCAAAUUCGUUAUUUAUGGACAUGCCUCCAGCAAGGCCAGUUUUUGAAAUGAUGCCAUUCAGUGUCUUCACUCCAUACUACAGCGAGACUGUACUUUAUAGUUCCUCCGAGUUGGUGGCUGAAAAUGAAGAUGGAAUAUCUAUUAUUUUCUAUCUGCAAAAAAUUUUUCCAGAUGAAUGGGCAAAUCUUUUGGAACGAAUCGGUCGACCUGAUGCUGGGGAAGUUGAACUUCAAGAAAACCCUACUGAUUCGUUGGAGCUCCGGUUUUGGGCAUCUUAUCGAGGCCAAACUCUAGCUAGGACUGAGGAUGAGUAUUCUCAAAUGAAUUGCCUCACCACACAAGGUUUUGAGUUGUCACAUGAAGCCAGGGCUCAAGCUGAUUUAAAGUUUACUUAUGUGGUUUCAUGCCAAAUAUAUGGCCAACAAAAACAACAGAAGCGGCCUGAGGCAGCUGAUAUUGCUCUUUUGUUGCAAAGGAAUGAAGCACUUCGAGUCGCUUUCAUUCAUGUGGAAGAGAGUGGUGCAGCAGAUGGGAAGGUUGCCAAGCAAUUUUAUUCAAAGCUUGUUAAAGCUGAUGUCCAUGGGAAGGAUCAGGAAAUAUAUUCCAUUAAACUUCCUGGAGAUCCAAAACUGGGAGAAGGGAAGCCUGAAAACCAGAACCAUGCUAUAGUCUUCACUCGAGGGGAAGCUGUUCAAACCAUCGACAUGAAUCAGAUUAGAGUAGAGAAUGGUGGCAGUGCCCUUCAUCUGAAAGAACUGGAUAACUACCUAGAGGAGGCAAUGAAAAUGAGAAAUCUUCUUGAUGAAUUUCGAGGAAAUCAUGGCCUUCGAUCUCCGACUAUUCUUGGUGUAAGAGAACACGUGUUUACGGGAAGUGUUUCUUCCUUAGCGUGGUUUAUGUCCAAUCAAGAGACUAGUUUUGUGACAUUGGGCCAACGUGUUUUGGCAAAACCUCUCAAGAACUGCGUUGGCCAAGAAGGGUGGGCCAAAUCUAGGAGCGUUUCAUGGAUCUUGUGGUGGUUAUUGCAUAGAGCUUCUUUCCCUUUUGGUUGGAAGGAAAUAUCUUCCUUGUUUACAUUUGGUUUUCUUUUGGUUCAUGGAGACCAGGCAAAUAUGUGA